Molecule: messenger RNA, 3077 nt
Organism: Ictalurus furcatus (blue catfish)
Lineage: Eukaryota; Metazoa; Chordata; Actinopteri; Siluriformes; Ictaluridae
Gene: trpv4
Product: transient receptor potential cation channel, subfamily V, member 4
Exons: 17
Coding region: 481-3042 (853 amino acids)
Biological process (GO): osmosensory signaling pathway; calcium ion import across plasma membrane; actin filament organization
Cellular component (GO): cilium; membrane
Molecular function (GO): protein binding; calcium channel activity
Source: RefSeq, a predicted model, not a curated record
CAUUACAUCAUAAACCUCUUAAAAUUUUUUUUUUUUUUUUUUUUUUUUUUUAUGUGUGUGUGUGUGUGUGUGUUUUAACACACUUUAGCACGGCUCUGUCCAUGAACGCUGGCGGUUCAGCCGGCUGAGUGAGUGCUGUAGAGACGGUUGUAUGUGAGGGGCGGUGAAAUGAGCAACCGGAGUAAACACCCAGCGCCUGAGGCUCCUAAAGCACUCACACUUCCAGCCCUGUUCAUCACCGCACAGUCAAACACAGCAGCUCUUAUCGGAUCUCGGAUCUACUGGAGCACAGAGACACGCCAUUACAGCGGAUUUAACGGAAUUCCAAGAUUUUUCUCUUUCUUUUUCUUUUUUCAAAUCAACCGAGCGCGCGCGAUUCAAUCUCUUCAGCUUAGUCCAGGUCUCUGAGCGAGAGUGGGGGCUCCUCCCUUUAGCAGACCGACUUGAAGAGGAAUUUGGCAGUAACGUACUACCUGAGGGAUGAGUGAGGUUUCCUCCACAUUAUUAAAGCGUGGUCGCCUGGUCAGGGCCGAGACUGACCCGGUUUGCAGCCUUCAUACCUCUCCCGGUCAGGAUGCUUCAGGAGACAAAGAACCAAACUUCCCUCUCGCCUCAGUGGCCGGCGUCCUGGAUAUGGAGGAUAACAGCCCGCCUCCUGCGACCCAACCAGAAGCCAAGCCAAAUCUUCGCAACAAGUUCCAUGGAGCCUUCAAGAAGGGCAUCGCCCACCCCAUGGACCUGCGCGACUCCUCCAACUAUGAGGCUUCGGUGACCACAGGGCCUAAACAGGCCCCCAUGGACUCACUUUUCGACUAUGGAACGUAUCACGCUGUCAGUAACCAAAAAUGGCGCAGGAAGAAACUUCCUCGAGGGAACACGGAGAGCAUGGCGCCAUGUGAGGAGAACAGCUCAGACCCUCCGAGGGCUCUGAAGCUGUUUAAUCGUGCGCUGAUUUUCGAUGCCGUGUCUCGAGCUGACCCGGGUGCUCUGGAUGGUCUGCUGGAGUUCCUGCAGAGCCGCAACAAGAGACUGACGGACGAGGAGUUCAGAGAGCCGUCCACAGGGAAAACGUGUCUUCUGAAAGCUCUGCUGAAUUUAUAUGGUGGGAAGAAUGACACCAUCCCGCUGUUGCUGGACAUCGCGGAGCAGACGGGAAACCUGCACGAGUUCGUCAACACACCCUUCAGGGACCUCUACUACCGUGGUCAGACGGCGCUGCACAUCGCCAUCGAGCGACGCUGUAAACACUACACUGAGCUGCUGGUGGAGAAAGAAGCUGAUGUUCACGCUCAGGCUCGGGGACGCUUCUUUCAGCCCCGAGACGAGGGGGGAUAUUUUUACUUUGGUGAGCUCCCGCUCUCGCUGGCCACCUGCACUAACCAGCCCGUACUGGUGCACUAUCUGAUUGAGAACAGCCACAAGAAGGCAGACCUGCGGCGUCAGGACUCGCGCGGCAACACCGCCCUGCAUGCGCUCGUGCAUGUAGCAGACAACACGCGUGAAAACACACGCUUCGUCACCAAGAUGUACGACCUGCUGCUUGUCAACAGUGCCAAACUUUACCCAGAAUGCAACCUGGAGCAGCUGCUCAACAACGAUGGCAUGUCACCACUCAUGAUGGCCGCCAAACUCGGCAAGAUCGGGGUUUUCCAGCACAUCAUCCGGAGAGAAAUCAAAGAUGACGAGGUGCGUCACCUGUGCAGGAAGUUUAAGGACUGGGCGUAUGGACCGGUUUACUCGUCUCUAUACGACCUGUCCUACCUUGACACAUGCGGCGAAGACGUCUCUGUGCUGGAGAUCCUCGUCUAUAACAGCAGGAUUGAGAACCGUUAUGAGAUGUUGGCUGUGGCGCCAAUUAACGAGCUGCUGGGGGCAAAAUGGAAAAAAUUUGCCGCCGUGACUUUUUACAUCAGCGUGGUGUCGUACCUCAUCACCAUGAUCGUCUUCACACUCGUCGCCUACUAUCGUCCUUCAGGAAGCAAGCCUCCGUAUCCAUACGUAACGACGGGAGACAAAUUGCGUCUGGCAGGAGAACUCCUCACCCUCAGCUCUGGAUUGUUUUUCUUCAUAAGUAAUACAAAGGACCUGUUUCUGAAGAAAUGUCCGGCAGUGAGUUCGUUAUUUAUGGAUGGAUCAUUUCAACUCCUCUACUUUAUGUACUCUGUGCUGGUGUUGGUGACGGCGGCUCUGUACCUGGCCGGGGUGGAGGCCUACGUGACGGUGAUGGUGUGUGCGCUGGUGUUAGGAUGGCUGAACACACUUUAUUUCACUAGAGGCUUCAAACUCACUGGCACGUACAGCAUCAUGAUCCAGAAGAUUCUGUUUAAAGAUCUGUUCCGCUUCCUGCUGGUGUACCUUCUCUUCAUGAUUGGCUAUGCCUCAGCUCUGGUGUCUCUGCUCAAUCCGUGUCCCCCCAACAGCACGUACACCAGGUGGAACAUCACAACAAAGUCAUACUGCCGAGACACGGUAGCUUUCAGCACCUUUCUGCUGGAACUGUUCAAGUUGACCAUCGGCUUGGGAAACCUGGAAGAAAUGCUCCAGGGGAUGCAGUACCCUGAAGUCUGCCUCAUUCUCGCAGUCACCUACAUCGUCCUCUCCUUUGUGCUCCUGCUAAACAUGCUGAUCGCACUGAUGGGACAGACUGUCACCAAGGUGAACAAACAGAGCAAGAAGAUCUGGAAGCUGCAGUGGGCUACAACUAUCCUGGACAUUGAGCGCUCUUUACCUGUGUGCCUGCGCAAAAAGUUCCGUGUAGGAGAAAUGGUGACCGUGGGGAAGACCUGGGAUGGGAUGCCUGAUAAACGCUGGUGCUUCAGAGUGGAUGAGGUGAAGUGGUCAGACUGGAACCACAAUCUGGGAAUCAUUAAUGAGGAUCCCGGACAGAAAGAACAAAAUGAACAAGUACACACCACCACGAAACGACUUCGACGAGAUCGCUGGUCCUCGGUGGUUCCCCGUGUAGUGGAGCAGAGUCGAGACUCCAGAUCCAGAGACCAUGUGGUGGAGAUGAUGCCCCUGAAGCACAGAAACUCAAACUAGACCUGGACUGAACCACAGAACUGCGAUGAAAUUUG